AUGCCCGACUACGGCUCAAAAGAUUUUGACCGUGCAUACAAAGUUCGGCCAUUGAUAGAGAUGAUGAACGAGAGGUUCCAGGCCCACUACUCGCCAUCCAGUCACCUCGCUGUCGAUGAGAGCAUGAUUCUGAAAGAGUAUGCAGAAGCCAGAAGACAGAACCUUGGGCGAACACGUUGUCCUGACUUUGGCCGAUGGUGCCGCCCUGCUGGCUCGCAGUUAUUUUUUGAUAAUUUCUUCAGCUCCACUAAGCUGCUUCAAGAGCUGCGAGAGAAAGACAUCCUUGCUUGUGGCACAUUUAGAGUGAACAAGAGGGAUCUGCCAUCCGAAGUCAAAGUUGACAACAAGCUGGAGCGAGGGUCCUACAUUUGGAGGAAGAAGGCUGAUGUGGUAGCCUACCAAUGGCGAGACUCUAAAAAUGUGCACAUCAUGUCCAACUAUCAUGACCCAGAAAGCGUCGUGCAGGUCCAGCGAACCCUUCAAAACGGGAAGAGAAAGGAAGUGGACUGUCCAUGUGUUGUGAAAGAAUACAACGCAUGGAUGGGAGGGGUUGAUAAAUUUGACCAGAAAAGGAAUGCCUAUCCAGCGGACCGCCGUUCAAAGCGCUGGUGGAGCCGUAUCUUUUACUUCAUUUUGGACGCAGCGGUGGUCAAUGCUUUCAUUCAAAUUUCCUCCAUGAGUCCUGCCACCUAUCUGCAGUUCCGCCUGAUGCUUGGGCGUCUCCUGAUUGCCCAAAACACGUUUCGAAAAUCAAAAACAACGCUGAAAGCCCACCACAACAAGAAAGGCAAGAAGAAUGGGCGCGCAAUGAGUGGUGUACCAGAUGAACUCCGAUUUGCCGGAAAUGGUCACCACCCCGUCCUCACUGGGAAACGACUGCGGUGCCGGUGGUGCUCUACAAAGCAGAAGGAAGUGCGCACCAAAUACCUCUGCAAAAUGUGCAAUGUGCCACUAUGCGUCACUUGCUUUGGCCCGUUUCACUGCUGCUGACAAUUUGACUGAAGUGGAUGGUGGGACAUACCCUGUCCCACAUAGUGAAUACAUGCUAUGUGGUUAGUGGGACAUACGCUGUCCCAC
Molecule: messenger RNA, 1077 nt
Organism: Dermacentor andersoni
Lineage: Eukaryota; Metazoa; Arthropoda; Arachnida; Ixodida; Ixodidae
Source: RefSeq, a predicted model, not a curated record